Messenger RNA from Drosophila teissieri, 1477 nucleotides. It is a transcript of the gene Ykt6, whose product is annotated as synaptobrevin homolog YKT6. Lineage: Eukaryota; Metazoa; Arthropoda; Insecta; Diptera; Drosophilidae. Gene Ontology annotation, cellular component: Golgi apparatus. Gene Ontology annotation, molecular function: SNAP receptor activity. The coding region runs from base 267 to 866 and encodes 199 amino acids. Gene Ontology annotation, biological process: endoplasmic reticulum to Golgi vesicle-mediated transport. The record is from RefSeq and is a predicted model, not a curated record. The transcript is spliced from 2 exons.
CUGACACACACUACGCAUAUGUGCAAACGCACACACACACACACACACUGAAGGAACGGCACAGAUUUACUGCGUUAAACAAACUCACUUGUCGCACUUUUCCACGAAUGCCAGUGCGCUGAAACUGCAACCCACCCGCCAAAGCAAAGCAAGAUUAGCCAGGACAAGCGUGCAGCGCAGUGCCCCAGGAGCAUUCGACCGGAGAAGCAACAGUCGAGGAAGCCGCGACCCGCAGACCCACUCUUGGCAGCCCAGAGCCAAUCAAAAUGGUCAAGUUGUUCGCGUUGAGCAUCUUUCACAAGGGCGCCAGCGAGGCGCGCCUCCUAAAGACCGCCUCGGACCUGCAGUCCUUCUCCUUUUUCCAACGUGGCACCGUCAACGAGUUCAUGACUUUCGCUUCGAAGACAAUUGUGGAGCGCACACAGCCGGCCCUGCGGCAAUCGGUGAAGCAGGAUGCCUACAUGUGUCAUGUGUAUGUGAGGGCGGACAAUUUGGCCGGUGUCCUGAUCGCCGAUCAUGAGUAUCCGCAUCGCGUGGCGCACACGCUCAUCACAAAGAUUCUGGAUGACUUCACGGCCAAGGUGUCGGCCGAUCAGUGGCCCAAUGGCACGGAGGCCACCAUCUCAUUUGACUUGCUGCCAGCGUUUUUAGCACGCUAUCAAAAUCCCGUCGAAGCGGAUCCGCUGACGAAAAUGCAAAACGACCUGGACGAGACGAAGAUCAUUCUAAAGAACACCAUCGAGGCGGUGCUGGAGCGAGGCGAGAAGCUGGACGACAUGGUUAGCAAGUCGGAGAAAUUGUCGCUGCAGAGCAAGGCGUUCUACAAGACGGCGAAAAAGACUAACUCCUGCUGCAGCUUCACUUAGGCGCCAGCUGCACAUCUCAUUCCCCCACCACACUCUAAUCCUCUCGAGCAGCAACCACAACAGGAAACACCAGAUAAUGCAAAUCAAAGACAACACAAAGGAUAAUGGAUAACACGAUAACACCAACAAACUACAACCAAACAAAACUCCUAGGGAGCGGUGCGACUUUGGGUUUUGAUGAAUGCUUUUUAUAAAUGAAUUAGUUAAUUUUAUAUAAUAUAUAUAUACUAUACUGUAUGAAUAGGAAGGCCAGUUGCCAGUUAUGAUAGUCCGCUAACCCAAUGUCUACCUGUCUGCGGAUCGUUGAGUCCUGUCUGUAUAUGUCUACGCUUUGGAUAUCUAAAUGUUAAUUACUACCAAUACAGAUUACGAUCUUAAACCAUGUGCUUAACAUAGUGUUCUCUUAUCUCUGUUACGGAGGUCCGAAAUCGACUCUUCGCUAGCUAGCUAUUGAUGUUGUGGCCUUUCUUAUCGCCUCCCCGGCGGAUCUAUAGCUAUCGGAUCUGGAGGCUGCACCUAUACACAUGCAGUCGCACUUCCGAUCCGGGCAACUGGCGGUCGGAAUAUGUGGGCGUUUCAAUAAAGAAGUAUUAUGGGAAAUGUGAUUGGAA